Messenger RNA from Ruditapes philippinarum (Manila clam), 1879 nucleotides. RefSeq names its product serologically defined colon cancer antigen 8 homolog. The transcript has 13 exons. Bases 99 to 1781 code for a protein of 560 amino acids. The record is from RefSeq and is a predicted model, not a curated record. NCBI's taxonomy places the organism in Eukaryota, Metazoa, Mollusca, Bivalvia, Venerida, Veneridae. Gene Ontology annotation, cellular component: centrosome; centriole. Gene Ontology annotation, biological process: centrosome cycle; establishment of cell polarity; neuron migration.
AUUUAAUUAAUAUACUUAUAAUUUAUUUACGAAGACCGUACCAACGAUGUAAACUUCCGGCUGAAUUAAACUGGAAAAAAAACAACAUUGAAGAUAAAAUGUACGCAUAUACAUCUACUGAGGAUGAUAACGAGGCAUAUCAGCGCGCAGUUAGAGAGAGAGCUAAUGCCAGUUUACAUGAAUUGGAUGACAUAUUAACACAUAGUCCAAAUGCAACUUUAAACACCAGUACACGAGCCAAAGAACAGCUUACUGCUGCUGUCCAUCCGAGAAAUCUACGUUGGUAUGAGUCUGAGGCCAGACCACAAAAGUAUAGAGAUGCUGCUAGUCACCUUCAACACAUCCUUAAAGAUGAUACUCAGACAUUGUUCCAAUCUCCUCCGAGAUACAGCCAGCCUCCCAGUGUCCCUCGAGGGCCACUACCCUCGCCAGAAGAAACUGCUUCUCUUUUACAACAACAGACAGCAUAUGUUAACCAGAUUGAAGCUGAAAAUAGAUAUAUGAAGGAUGAAUUUGCCACAGUAAGAAUAAAGAUAAGAGAUAUUUUAGAAGAGAAUCAGCGUCUCCAUGAAGAGCUCAAGAAAAGUGUUAUAGAAGAGAUAAACUUGGAUGUUGACUUUCAGAAAAUUACCACUGAUAUAGAUAGGUCUUUGGAGGCAGAUGCCAGUUUACCUAGAGGAAAUGUAAAACAUUGGCAGUUAGAAUUGGAAAAAUUGAGUGCUCUCCAUUCAGCUAAAACAGAAAGGUUGGAGUCCCAACUUACACAUACAAGAGAGGAGAUACAGAGGUAUGAGCAGAUUGUGGAGGAUUUACGAGGGCAGGUGAGAAUGCACGAGGCUAUACCAACACAUGAGGACGGUCUAGUUGAUAUGUAUAUGUCUGAGGCACAAAGGGGACUACAAAAUUCAACCAUAGAUAGACUUACCAGAGAGCGAAAUGACCUUCUUGAAGUUGUAGCAACCUUGAAACAUCGUCUGACAGAAAUGUCACAGAGAGAGGAGGAGGCUUAUCAGCAGAUGAAGAAAGGGAUAGAGCUUGUUGAACAGGCUCAGAUGGAACAGACCCAGGCAUUGAUACAGCGUGAACAGUUAGCGGAGGAGUUAAACAAUAUGAAGGGCAGAUUUGAUGCCCACAUACAGAAUACCCAACAUACGAUCAAUGAAGAGAAAGAUAGUGCUAGAAAAGAAUGCAAGGUUGUUAUUGAUGAACAAAAUACAAAGAUAAAAGAGUUAACAGAACAGAUGACAGCUGCCCAGAAUGAGAUGGAGAAAGCUUUGAGAGAUAAAGUUGAUCUCAUUAACCAACUAGAAGCUGCUAAAUUACAGAUUAAAAGAUAUGACCAGGAAGUCUCAAUGGCUACAGAGAAUUUUAAUGCAGAGAGUACCAAUGCCAAGAUACAGAAAAGUCAUGCUGUCAAUGAGGCCAGUAGACUUAGAUCUGAGCUGGACAAUCUGAGGCGAGAGAGAGAUGGGGAAAGAAGUAGACUGUUAUCAGAGUUAGAUGAUUUUCGUCGCAGACUAAAUAAGGCAGAGAGAGAGCUUGUCAACAGUAAAGAAGAAUGUAUACAUCUCACUGCCAACUCGCAAGCUCUAGAAAGGGAGUUACACCUUGCCAAAUUAGCUCGAGAUAGUGUUGAGAGAGGCAGGUCAGAGGAUUUAAAGUCAGUUACAAAAAGAGCUCAUGCUCGGGAAGAAGAGCUUGGAGGGUACAUUACAGAUUUAGAGGACCAGCAUUGUAAGUUAUAUAUAUAUACUAUUUCCAUUAGGGGUGUCACAGUAUAACCAUGUUAAACGUUUAAAUGACUGUACUUAUAUUUGCACUGAUUUAAAUUAUUAACUUUGUUUUUAUUAUAAGAUUUUGUCCGUAUUAUGUUAUACUC